AUGUUUCGUGACCCUGUCAGCAACAGUGAGAUGGAUGAUCCUGAAGCAGAGGGACACAAUGAGAGAGAACCUCCAGCUAAUUGGGUAUCAGGAAACCCUCCAUACUCAAACACAUUGGAUGAUCCUGGCUCCUCAUAUUCUCCUUACCUACCUCCAGUUCUUGAAGAACCUUCUUCUUCCUUUUCCGAGGCUGCAGAUGAUGAUCCAUUACCGGCUAUAGAUGGCCUCCAGAUUUCAGGCGAAGCAUUUCCAGGAAGAGAACUCCAGGCAUGUGGAUACUCUAUCAAUGGAACAACCAGUUGUAAUUUUGAGUGGGUACGGCAUUUGGAAGAUGGAUCUGUUAAUUACAUUGAAGGGCUGUUUCUUAAUGCGUUUCUGGUUGCAGGAGCAAAACAACCAAACUAUCUUGUUACGGCUGAUGAUGUUGAAACCUACCUUGCUAUUGAAGUCCAGCCUCUGGAUGACAAGAGGCGCAAGGGUUGCUACGUAAGAGUGGCAAAUGCUGAGCUCAUGCUGCUUAAAUUCAGACUCUUAGUUGUACAGGAUAGUCAGUCAUGGCUUGGGAAAGAGGGAGAGCUUGUAAAGGUCUUUGCAAAUGAGCACAAAAAGAUCAGAUAUGAUCCUGAAAUGCACGAACACAUACAGAAGACUGUUUAUAGUGGCCAUGUUUCAUAUAAAGUAGGCCUUUCGACUGGAUUUGUUGAUAUAUGGGAACCAGCUACUUUGGCCAUCAAGAGGGAAGGGUACAGUAUCAAGUGCGAAUCUGGGGGUGUGGUUAUCACUGAGAAAUUUUCACCAAUCAUAAGUGUUACAAUUCCCUACGGACAUGCUUUAGAAUUUAUAUUAACUGAUUCUACUGGCCGUCAGCAUCUUUUACAAGCAGAUGACAGCUCAACAGAUAUCAGCUAG
Messenger RNA from Dovyalis caffra, 909 nucleotides. Lineage: Eukaryota; Viridiplantae; Streptophyta; Magnoliopsida; Malpighiales; Salicaceae. The record is from the annotation of a GenBank genome assembly.